ACAUCACUGUACGUACUUAGCUACUUUACUGCUGCGAAAGAUUAUGCGCGCAGAUUAGCGGUGAUGGCACAUCACCAACGCACCAAUCACCACAAAGGGGUGUGGCCAUAGAUUUUCAAGUGGAAUAAUACACAGCACACACCGAAAAAGGAUAUUAACAACAAAUGGCGAGCGUAACAAUACAAAAGCACUUUGGUGUAUCCUUUAAGGCGUUUCCGGGUAUAAAGCGACUUUCAUUCAAUUUGUGCAAAUGUAACUUAACGUUUGCGCAAUGCAACUUUUGAAUUUAUUAGCAACAGCAAAGGCGAAAAUGUUGCCAAUCCAAAUUGAUGAUGAGCUCCACUUCAAACGCAAAGGAUAUAUCACGAAGUCUUACCAGCAGGAUUAGUUUCAUUUUGAAAGCCAUUGAAUAUUAAACGCGCAACAAAAUUCGCCGGAAGUUUUAGGUUUUUGGUUUUAGGAAAAAAAAAUAUGACAGACAAAAAUGACACUACACCAAUGGUGGCUACAAAGCGAGCGCGCGUUGGCGUUACGAAUAAAUCCUUUAAAUUCAGCGCUGUGCCGGUGCAGUCGAAAGGCGCUAAUCGUGUGCCAAAAUGUGCGCGUUGCCGCAAUCAUGGCAUCAUCUCCGAAUUGCGUGGCCAUAAGAAACUGUGCACCUACAAAGGCUGCAAGUGCGCCAAGUGUGUGCUAAUCUUCGAGCGACAGCGUAUUAUGGCGGCACAGGUUGCCCUAAAGCGUCAACAGGCGGUGGAGAAUGCCAUUGCACUGCGAUUGAUGACCACCAAGACUGGUAAACAAAUCGAUACAUUGCCGGAGGGACAAAUCUUUGGAUUGUCCCAAAGUUCUUUAGACACUGGCGCAGAAGUUGAGAGUGAGGGAAUGGAAAGGCAAGAGCCGCUGCUAAUCUCACAGAGCGCUAUAGAUAUGUUGGCACAACUCUUUCCGCAUCGCAAACGUUCUGUGUUGGAAUUGAUAUUGAAGCGCUGUGAUUUGGACUUAGUGCGCGCCAUAGAGAGUGUUACGCCCGCAGUCAGUAGCGCAUCCAAUGAAGCGUCCAAGGCUGCCUCAACAACUAUGCUCAGUCAUGCGGCAGCGACAUCAUCAACAACUGUUGCGCCUAUUCGAAGCGCUUUUAAGCCCGUCACUGCUGAGCUGUACGCUCAUAAAUCUGCCCUUAUUAAUGCCACUGGCAGUACAGCUACGAGUGCUGGCACUCCAGCUAUCUGCGCUUAUCCCAAAUGGUUUGUGCCGCUCUCCUUCCCCGUUACAAUGGGACAUCUAUCGAAUUUAGCGCCUCGUUGUACACUCCCCAAUUGCACCUGCAUGGAUACGUAUCAAUUUAAUUAAUUAAGUUGGGGAAAAAUCUGCUAACAAUAAAUAUUAUUAAUUAUGCUAUACUGUC
Rhagoletis pomonella (apple maggot) is the source of this 1405-nucleotide messenger RNA. Its product is annotated as doublesex- and mab-3-related transcription factor A2-like. Gene Ontology annotation, biological process: sex differentiation; regulation of transcription by RNA polymerase II. Gene Ontology annotation, molecular function: DNA-binding transcription factor activity, RNA polymerase II-specific; RNA polymerase II cis-regulatory region sequence-specific DNA binding; protein binding. Bases 472 to 1350 code for a protein of 292 amino acids. The transcript is spliced from 4 exons. Lineage: Eukaryota; Metazoa; Arthropoda; Insecta; Diptera; Tephritidae. Gene Ontology annotation, cellular component: nucleus. The record is from RefSeq and is a predicted model, not a curated record.